Ostertagia ostertagi is the source of this 456-nucleotide messenger RNA. NCBI's taxonomy places the organism in Eukaryota, Metazoa, Nematoda, Chromadorea, Rhabditida, Trichostrongylidae. The record is from the annotation of a GenBank genome assembly.
AUGGUGGAGCCUCCUUGGACAAGCGAACCAGAAAAUGAACCAGCUACAGUUCUUGACUACAAUAGAAAUACGAACUGGAAUCAUCCGUUAUUUUUCGCGUAUUACCCGGCAGCGUGUUCCUAUCCUGCAAUCAUUUCUGACAUUCUCAGUAACGGUGUGAAUUCGGCUGGAUUUGACUGGAAUUCCGUCCAAGGCCCAGGAUGCGGAAUCACUCAGACGACAGCCACUGAGUCAACCAUGUUGGCGGUAAUGUAUGCCAGAGCUAGAAUGGUUGAUAUGAUCAAAAACAACCCAGCAGCCCUGCCUGCAUGUGGAGGACUCAAGAAAACUGUGCGCCAGUUGUUGGAAGAUGUUCGCCGCACGCGUAAGGUGGAAGAGGAAGAUCCGGACGUAAUUACCUCUCCAUAUCACGAUCCUAUAGUGUUCCGUAGACUGAUUGCCUACUUCACAGAUCAG